AUGGUGGCCGCGGGGCUGCCGGCCCUCGGCUGGUCGUACGAGGACCUCAUCGCCUUCCUGCUGGUGGAGCGCCUGUGGCAGCUGCAGACCAAGCGCCCUGAGGUGCUCGCCCACUUCAUGCCCGCCGGCAGCAACGGCGACGAGCUCAUCCGCGCGCUGCCGUGCCGCAUCGCGUCGGUGCUCGGCGCGACGCCGGCGCCGGCGGCGCCGCUUGAGGUGCGGGAGCUGCGCAAGGCGCUGAGCGCGGCGCUGGUGCGCGCCAGCAGCCUGCAGCUGCGGGAGGAGGGCGCCGUGGAGGGGGCGGGCCGCUUCUCGGGCGGCAGCUUCACUGGGUGCGGCUUCCCCUUCGCGCGUACCUGCGACCUGGGCGCGGCUUCCUUCACCUACGCGUGA
This is a messenger RNA of Monoraphidium neglectum, 393 nucleotides long. RefSeq lists its product as hypothetical. Lineage: Eukaryota; Viridiplantae; Chlorophyta; Chlorophyceae; Sphaeropleales; Selenastraceae. The transcript has a single exon. The record is from RefSeq and is a predicted model, not a curated record. Bases 1 to 393 code for a protein of 130 amino acids.